Chroicocephalus ridibundus (black-headed gull) is the source of this 9113-nucleotide messenger RNA. It is a transcript of the gene PLA2R1, whose product is annotated as phospholipase A2 receptor 1. Bases 90 to 4487 code for a protein of 1465 amino acids. The record is from RefSeq and is a predicted model, not a curated record. The transcript is spliced from 30 exons. Gene Ontology annotation, cellular component: signaling receptor complex; plasma membrane. Lineage: Eukaryota; Metazoa; Chordata; Aves; Charadriiformes; Laridae. Gene Ontology annotation, molecular function: signaling receptor activity.
GGUGGGAUCGUUCCUCUGCCCUCCCCGGGGCAGGGCUCGGCGGGGCCCGCUCCCCCGGCGCGGCGCGGGGUGGGCGCAGUGCGGCGGCGAUGCUGGGCGUGCGGCUGCGGCUCCUGGCCUGCUGCCUGCUGCUCGGCGGGGCGCGGGAUGCCGCCGCCCUCCGCCGGGACGAGGUGCCCUCCCUUCGGAACAAAGGGAUAUUUAUUAUCCAAAGUGAAGACACCGACUUGUGCGUUAAAGCAGAUGCAGUUGGCCUUGUUCUGGAAGACUGCGGUCGACUCUCAAAAGACAUGUUAUGGAAAUGGGUGUCCAAUCGCCGUCUUUUCAACAUAGGCAGAAGUACCUGUCUAGGACUGAAUGUCAGUAGACCAGAACAGCCGUUAAGUAUGCUUGAAUGUGAUUCAACUCAAUACUCGUUAUGGUGGAAUUGUGAUGGAGGAGCGUUAGUUGGUGUAUCAGAGUACAAAUUGUCCGUUGAAAACAGCAAACGUAUUGUGGCCAAAAAAAAAUCGACUUCUCAGUGGAAACAGUACAUGUCCUAUGAUGAAGACCUUUGUGAACUACCAUUUCAAGAAACGUACACCUUGCUGGGAAAUUCUUUUGGUUUCCCAUGCAUUUUUCCAUUUAAAUAUAACAACAAGUGGUAUUAUGAGUGUACCAGAGAUGGGAAAGAGUUUGACUGGUGUGCCACAACAACUCACUAUGAACAGGAUGAAAAAUGGGGGUUUUGCCCAAAUGCUGAGAGCGGCUGCGGCACUUUUUGGCAGAAGAACCCAAACACGCACCUUUGCUACCAGUUCAACCUGGCGUCUGUGCUGAGCUGGCGCGAGGCACGGGCCGCCUGUCAGCUGCAAGGAGGGGACCUGCUGAGCGUCGCCGACCCCGAAGAGCAGGACUACAUAAGUAACUUAAGCAGGCAGUUAAAUGCCACAGACGUGAUGCUGUGGACGGGCCUGAAUCGCCUGGAGGAAGAUGCUGGCUGGCAGUGGUCAGAUGGAGCAGCGCUGGCCUUUGUGAACUGGAGAGCAAAUGUCUCUGAUAACCGUUUUAGAGAAAAUAAUUGUGCAGUGAUUAAUUCAAAAUUGAAGUACGGCUGGCAAAGUUAUUUAUGUGACUCUGGAUUGCCUUUUGUAUGCAAAAAAUAUUUAAAUAAGACAGAGCAUGAAACAUUGGAUACAUGGAAGUAUUAUGCCACUCGUUGUGACCCUGGCUGGUACCCACACAAUCGCAACUGCUACAGACUUCAUAAAGAGGAGAAGAGCUGGAACGAUGCUUUCAUCUCAUGCCAAAGUGACAGUAGCGGGCUCAUUAGUAUAUCCUCCAUGGCAGAUGCAGAGCUGCUCCUUAACUUGCUUGAAAGUGAAAAUGUAACUGAAACAUGGAUUGGGUUAUACAGCAAUAACACGGCGGUUGUUUUUGAGUGGUCAGAUGGCACCCCAGUAAAAUUCUCUAACUGGCACAGCCAAGAACCUGACGCCUUUCAAAGAACAGGCCAACUCUGUGUUUCAGCACAAGGAUCUGAGGGACGUUGGAAAGUUAAAAAAUGUGAAGACAGAUCUUUCUACAUUUGCAAAAAAGUAGGGGAAUUUAAUCAUGUAUCUCCUGAGCUGGAAUCAAGUUGCCCAGAGGGAUGGGAAAGACAUGGUGGAUAUUGUUACAAAAUCGACAGUACCCCUCGAAGUUUUGAACAUGCUUCCAGUGGUUAUUUCUGCCCAUCUGCACUUGUAUCAGUAACAAACAGGUUUGAACAAGCUUUUAUCAACAGCAUGGUCCGUGGCGUGGUAAAAUCUGAGCGAACUUAUUUUUGGAUAGGAUUGCAAGACCUUAACAACACAGGAGAAUACUUUUGGCUAAGUGCAGCGGGGAAGAAUCUCUCUGUCAGCUACACAAACUGGAACCGGUACCAGCCACGUCAUGCUGGAGGCUGCGUGGCUAUGCGAGGGCAGCACCCCGUUGGUUACUGGGAGGUGAAAAGCUGUAAGAACUUCAAAGCAAUGUCAUUGUGCAAGCAAAAAAUCAAUUCUUAUGAAGAACCUGAACUUACUUUUCAAAAACAUUUGAGUUCCUGCUAUUUUGGAUGGGAGUCGGAAGCUAAUCUACACAACUGCUACAAGAUAUUUCACAAUGAGAAAGUUCUGAUGAGAAGAACAUGGGAGGAAGCAGAAGCGUUAUGCCAAGAUUUUGGAGCACAUCUUGCUAGUUUUAGCCAUAUCUACGAAGAGACAUUUUUAAACAAUUUAUUAUAUACAAUUUUUGAUAGAACAGAAGAAAGGCAGUUCUGGAUUGGAUUUAAUAAAAGAAACCCGCUUUCAGGAGGGACGUGGCAGUGGUCUGACAGAACACCUGUUCUGUCUUCAUUUUUGGAAAGCAAGUAUGUUGAAGAUGACUCAAGAAACUGUGGUGCGUUCAAAGUAAACAGAACGGUCUUUCCAGCACACUGCAGUGAAAAGCGUGAAUGGAUAUGCAAAAUACCAAAAGGUGUUAAACCAAAGAAUCCGGAUUGGUACAUAGCUGAGCUGCCGUGGUUGUAUUAUCAAGGAGCAGAAUAUCUUUUCCAUGUCAGUCCUACAGACUGGGAAACCUAUGAGUUUGUCUGUGGCUGGCUUCGUAGUGGAAUGGCAACAAUAAAUUCUUCUGCUGAGCAAGCCUUUAUUCAAAAUAAAAUUAAGAAGCUAUCAAAUAGUGACGUUCACUGGUGGAUUGGAUUGCACGCAGAAAACCUCAGCAAUGAAUUUCGCUGGAGAGAUGAAUCACCAGUAACAUACCAGAACUGGAAUGAAGGGAGGGAGAGAGAUCCGCAGAAACCGGGGAAAAGAUGCGGCUUCAUUUCAUCACAAACAGGACUCUGGGGUGAUGAAAACUGUACUGUCUCUCUUCCCUGUAUUUGUAAGCGUAAAUUUGCAUGGAAAAUAGAGAAAGAGACUCCAAAAGAUCAAAACCAACAAGGAAUGUGUCCCAAAGGCUGGCUGCACUUUGGAUUCAAGUGUUUUUUGAUACAAAUUCCGAAGGAUCCAGAGCAUCUGAGAAACUGGUACUCUGCACAAGAGUUCUGCAGUAGCUAUGAAGGGUCACUCGCGUCCCUUGAAGAUGAACUGGAACAAGCUUUCAUAACUAUGAACCUAUUUGGACGGAAAACUAAUGUUUGGAUAGGUUUCCAGAGUGACGAUUAUGAAAAAUGGGUGAAUGAAAACCCUCCAACGUAUUCCAACUGGUCGCCAGUUGAAGUAGUGGAUAGACAGCGUUAUAACAGUGCAAACGCUCAAGAACAACUUCCACUAUGUACAUUGGUAUCAAAUAACCCUAAUUUUUAUUUUACGGGAAAAUGGUACUUGGAAAACUGUCAGAAAAAUUAUGGGUUUGUCUGCCAAAAGACACAGGACACAUCCAGACAUGUCAUCAAUGCAUCUGAAAUGUACCCUGUCCCAGAUACUUUAGAAUAUGGAAACAGAACGUAUAAACUAAUACGUGGGAAUUUUACGUGGUCUUCAGCUUUAAAAACCUGCAUGGCAAAUGGCGCGGAGUUGGUCAGCAUUGCAGACCAGUACCACCAGGCUUUCCUCACCGUCAUCGUGAAUCGGCUGGGAUUCAACCACUGGAUCGGGCUCUUCACUUCGGAUAACGGGCUUCACUUUGAAUGGUCGGAUGGGACUAGGUCUUUGUUUACCUUCUGGGAAGACGACGAGUCCCAGGCCUUUGGCAGCUGCGUUUACAUUGAUACUUCGGGGCACUGGAGAAGUGCUAACUGUGAGCGACUUCUGCAAGGAGCAGUUUGCCAUGUGCCACCAAAAAAGAAACUCCCUGCCCAUAAAGGCUUAUGUUCAGAAAAAACUGUUCCCUGGAUCAAAUUCAAAACCAGUUGCUACAGCUUUUCCACGGUUCUGCAGGGCACAAGUUUUGAUACUGCAUCUGAAGUCUGCAGAAAUCAAGGAUCACAUCUUCUAACUAUUGAAGAUGAAGACGAAAAUGCCUUCAUUUUGGAAGAAUUGCACAGUUUUGGUUAUUCUGUGCAAAUGGUUUGGUUGAACGUGCUGAUUGUUACAGACAAUGAGACAGUCUCCUGGUUUGAUGGUUCUCCCUUAAAUUAUUCUAACUGGGGCAUCAGGGAGCCUGAAUUUGACCAUCUCAAAGGGAAUUUCUGUAUCAGCCUGAGGACCACAGAUGGAGUCUGGCAAUUAUCUCCAUGCAGAGAAAAAAAGGGAUUUGUAUGUAAAAUGGAUGCAGUUCUGGAUUCUAUUUCAGAUAUUGAUGCAACAGAACCCUCUGAAAAAGCAUCAUACCGUGGGCUCGUAGCUCUGUCUGUUCUCGUGACGUUGGUGAUGCUGGCUGCCAUUUCCCUUUUCCUGUGGUGCCUGUACAAACAGAAUAACCGAUUCUUCCGCAGGAUACUGUGGGUCAGAAACGCCUAUUUGCCACAGAUUAACGCUGACGUUCCUGCUUUGGAAGAAAGCAUCCUCAUUUCUGAUUUUGAGAGAAGCGAUGGCAAUUAAUCCAUCAGAGGUAGCAAGCGGUCACGUCUUCUGUGUGAAACUCCAUGAUCUACAGUAGUUUUCUCCUCCCUGGGAGUCCCUCCGGGUACCCGUAUCCAGAGAAACCCUCGCAGCCGUCGGUAUGAACACUGUAGGGGCUCCCUACCUUGGAGAGCUUUUGCUUUGUGGCAGGAUGAGAUGAAGGUAUAAGGCAGAGCCACGGAGAAAUUGGCUCCUUUGGGACAAGCGGGGAACUGAAAAUACUCCCACACCAUAAACCUCCAGCCGCUCACGUGGAACAGUCGUGUCUGAGGCCCCAGAGCAGCAGGCAAUUUUCAUACAACUUUUUCCUACGGGAACGUUUGGGCUUUUGUGAUUCGUUUUUUACACAUUGCAGAAUCUGUUCAUGAGCCAUCGCUAAAAUUUGGCCUUGAAUUUCAGAACUCUGAAACAUAUUCCAAAGAUAAUGGGGUAGAUUAUUAUUAUUUUUUUCUUAAUAGCCAUGCCUUCUGCAAAAUGAACAGGUUUUUUUUCAGAGAGUGGAUUCUUGCCAGGUGGAUUUCCAAGCUUGCAGAGAGGUGAAGUCAUUUUUUACUUGGGGGUGCCAGAGUUUUGGUAGUUUGGCCCAUGAUGCCUAGUUCACGUCAUAAAAUAAAUUAGUCUAGAGCUAUAAUGGCAUAUGGGCUUUGUCAUCCUGAAGUUAACAUAUUCAUUUGAAGUGUGUCCAGCGUCCUGUUAAAGAUUUAACUAUGUGAUCUCUCACCUAGGUUAUUUCAGAAAUGGAAUCCCAUCCCUCUUUUAAAGACAUUUUUGGGCAAUAUCUGUUUGAAGAAAAAAAAAAAAAACCAACCCUGUUACAAAUCUUGCUGAAGUUAUGGUAAUAAAUUGCUUUACUGUUCACCUACAGUAUUUCCGCAAGCAGUAUUUGUGUACGCUCUUCUGAGACGCUACUCUCAACAGCUGAGGACGAUACGUGGGGGAGCCACAGUGCUGCUCCCAAAGGGUGCUAUAGUCCUAUGCCCCCAUGUAGCAGACCCUCAGAAGGACAAUUUUCGCUUUCAGUGUUCGUACUAAGGUGCUAACGAAGGAGAUGAAUUUCACAGACCAGUUGGUCUGCAGCCUGAUGGUUGUGAAGGACCCAGCUCAGGUCUCUCCACUACCUCAGUUGCAGUGGCCCAGGACAGCAACACUUGCUCUCCGGGGGACUCCUGCCACCCGCCUCUCUCAAAAUACCUGGAAGGUUUUCAGGGACUUUAUUUUUUUGUUUUUAUUGCAGUGUGGAAAAACAAAUGGUUAGUCAUGAAAAGUUACUUCAGAAGGGCUUUACUGUGCCUUCAGUCAUCUCUAAAAGCCGGCGCGAAGAGCUGCAUUUAUUGUUGGGUUUGUUGGUUUGUUUGUUUUAAGAUGACUCAUUCUAACAAUUUCGCAAGAGCCCUAAGAUGGAGGUACGUUCCUCAGAAUUAAGCAAGCAGCUAAGGCCAACUGAAAUGUUUUUAUACAGUGUUUGUGCACAUGCACAGGAAUGUAUGACUGCCUUUUAGUUAGAUUUCACAUGGCCAAUUCUAGCAACAAAAAUCGCUUGUUCAUGUCCUAAUUAUGUAUAGGGCUAUUUUUAAAAAUUAUUUAGUACAUAGACUAUUUCAGUGCUUGUUUACAGAACUGUUCAAAAAUGUUGUCAAAGAAGCUGCAGGCGGUUUUGAUCCCAAUAUCAUUUUCAACUUACUGUUUUCGCUAAAUUCUGUGGGUGUACCUAUCACAAGUUCUUAAUCUGAGAUUUUUCCAUCAUCUAAAAUCUAAAUAGCUUUUCUGGGUAUAUUUUAUCUAGUGGUUUGAUCCCAUACAUUACUCGUCAGUAAUGUUUUAAAAGUUUGGGGUCAGCCCUCUAGAUUUAUCUGUGGGACUGAUUUUAUGUGAAGUCCACUAUCAGAGUUUGUGGACUGCAACUUUUGAGUACGAUUGCCAGAUAAUCUCCUGCUUAUAAUGUGUGAACUGCAAUAGCUUCUUUACCACCAAAAGAAAAGAAGAAAAAAGGUUGGGACCAUCUCUCCCUUUCCCAUGAAAAUUUCAACUAUUUGAACUACAGUUGGAGGAACCUAAACCAACAAAUCCCUUCUAUCACAUUCACUGACAAGUGUGUAAAUGCCGCUUUCUUACGGCACAGCAAGCAGAGUGGCUCGCAGGAUGGUUUUUUUUGUGAAACUAAGCUCAGUCGCCUCUGAGGACGUGUAUUUAUCAGGCUACAGUGCUGUUACUAGUUACGCAGACUCCGGUCUGAUUUUUCAUGUGGUUAAUGAAGGUGUAUAUUUUUUCACAAAACUUGACAUAGGCGUUUUAUCAGUUUUCCUUGAGGUAUCAUUUAAAUAUAUUUGAAGGGCAGCGCUGUAAGAAAUAACCCUAACCUCAAAACAGGGAUCGUUGAUUAACAUCGACUCUGAUGUAGAUGAUCUUGCAUUAAGGGAAAAAUAGUUCAAGCAGUGUUUUCUUCCUACUUUGAAAUGGUUUUGAGGGAACAGACCCUUAAAUAUUUAUUUUUAAAUCUGUCAUCAUUUAACUUUUGUAAUGGAAGGUAUUAUUCACUCAAGAAUAUAAUCACUGAUUGCUUUCUAGUCUUCGCUCUGGAUUUUUUUACCCAUGGCUUUCAUUUGUUUUCCCUUAAUCAGAGGUCUUCUGUACUGUUCCUGAUCAGGGUAUGUGGUGACUAUGUUUUUACUGCUGACUUUGAUGAUAUUGGCAGUGAGGUUCACUGUGUUAUUUCAACUGGAAAAUUAAAGCGUGAAUAAUUAUUUUCUGUGCUGUAACUUUUCUUGAAUCUUUCCCCAUCUGUAAUUAGCUGCCAGGCUUCAGUGUCUCAUUACAGCGGUCCCCAGGCUUUGCACCGAGUCAUCCUGUGUAGGAGAGGGAGAGCUUGCACCAGCCUCCUCUCUGGCUGCAUGGCUGGACCUAGACCUGGGCACUGCAGAUGGUCUCCGCACACAUGGUGGCCCCAGUGUUUCCCAGGGCACGAAUGAGGAUGCCCCGGGACAUGUGUGCAGGAGGUGGUGGGAGGAGGAAGGAGCCACAGCACCAUCAGUAAGGACGAUGGAUGGGAGCAUGGUGCUGAUGCACAGAUAUUCUCCCAGUCUGCAGCCAGUUCCCUGCAGCCCUGGGAGCUGGGGCCACCAGGGAUGAGUGAUGGCCUGCAGGAAUUUUCCUGCUGGACUGCGGAGGCCGUGUUGUGUGGGAGCCCAUUCAUUUCUGCCACAGACAGGGUGGAGAUACAUGGACUGCAGCUCAGUAGCUUCCAUGGCUAGCACCCAAGUGCUUCCCAUGUCCAAGAACUGGGUUCAUCAGAGACUGAACAGGCAAAUGAAUGUUGCAUUUUCCUCUGCCAUGCCAGCUUCUUUGAAUGCGUUUGCUGAAAGGGAAGUGUUAGGUGAUUUCAUGCCACUCCCUUGCUUGAGGGAUGGAAGGGUAUCCCCACCACAGAGAGAUACACUCAGGCCAACGUAUGGUAAACUUUGUCUACUGGAUAUUAGUGUUUGGGAAAAAAUCCAUGUGCUUAUUUUUGCAAACCCCAUUCCAGGAGAAAAUUUACCUCCAGGUCCCUUUAGCAGGCCUUGCAGCAUGGCUCUGAGGUAAAGACAUGCCUGACGUAGCGGUCACAUCCCAGCUGGACAGGAGGCUGCAAUGGGAACAGACGUGUGCUGGAGAUGUCCAGCAUGACCAGGCAGAGUGAAGGGCUGUGGCACAAGGCUGGAAGUGGGCAACAUAACUCCUAAGCAAAGGCCUUUCCAGCUGUGGGGCUGCUUGAAAUCCAUGCAGUACACUCUGGAGGGAGUGUGGGGAAAAGGAAGUUUUUUGCACGCUCUGUGAGACUUGACCCACUCUGGUUCUCAGGGCACCGUUGCACAAAUUCCCGUUUAAUUUAACCCCCUACUUUUUCCGUUCAUCAUGUUGCCCCUCCCUCAGUGUAGUAACAGGCAUCCUCAGUCUCUUGUAAUAAUAAACCCACUGUAAUGAAAUCCGUGGCAUACCCUUCCUCUAGGGCAUUUAUACAUAAGCAGAAUUUUUUGGUUAAAAGCUAAAUUGCCCACAUUCAGCAACUGGGCUCUAAAUCCUCAGCUCAAAAAAAAAAAAAAAAAAAAAGGAGGCCUCUUCUUGAGCUAUAAUAAUAUUUCCUUUGGUAAUCAGUGGAAUGUUGAUUUAUAACCCCUGCAAGCCAGCGCUGAUCUCUUACAAUCUGAUGCAGCCCUCCUGCGUAAGUAACCGUCAGGAGUAAAUUCACAGACGUUACGCUGUUCUGGGAUGGUAUGAAUUCAGGUUGAUCUUGGUGCUUGGAAACACAGUCAGUCUCGGUUUAGCCAGUAGAUGGUAGUGGUAGACACAAAACUGACAAAAUGAGCUGUGCAAGAGAAAAAAAAUCAGAGGGAUCUGCUCCGGAUCCUUUAGAAGUUUAAUUAAAUGAGCAGCAAAACUCUCAAGUCGCAGAACUGCGAAUAUCAGCGUCAGGUUUUAGCCGUGUCUGCAACAUCACAAAGCUGUGUUAAGAAGGCUUUCCAAGUCUCAGUGUUCAUUCUCAACAACUUUAAUGGGAUGCAUUCAAAUGUACGGAAUGGGAUAAUGCAAGUCCUUACGUUCGUCUGUGGGUUUUUCUUUUGUUUGGUGAGU